Molecule: messenger RNA, 1168 nt
Organism: Rhincodon typus (whale shark)
Lineage: Eukaryota; Metazoa; Chordata; Chondrichthyes; Orectolobiformes; Rhincodontidae
Gene: timm44
Product: translocase of inner mitochondrial membrane 44 homolog (yeast)
Exons: 10
Coding region: 2-1168 (388 amino acids)
Biological process (GO): protein import into mitochondrial matrix
Cellular component (GO): mitochondrial inner membrane
Molecular function (GO): protein-folding chaperone binding
Source: RefSeq, a predicted model, not a curated record
CAUGUCUGUUUCCGCAAUCCCCACGGAUCUCACCGACGGCUCGCAAAGUUCGCUGCGCGCUGGCACGAAUUGUGACGCGUCUGUUUUGCGUCACUUCCGCCGUGGAAGGUCAUUGAGCGGUAAGAUGGCGGCGGCCGGGAGCCGAGGCCACCAGAUGUGUCUUGCAAGAAGUAUUUAUCUUUUGUCUACAAAGUCACAAGUUCCAGUGCACAACAGAACUUACAUGUACAGAAUAUGCAACCGUUCCCCUCUAGACCAAAAUCAGGUUCGAUUUUAUACAUCAGAAGGGAGGAAAGGUUUUCUUACUGGCUUAUUAGACAAUAUCAAACAGGAAUUGGCCAAAAAUAAAGAAAUGAAGGACAGUAUUAAGAAAUUUCGUGAUGAAGCUAAAAGGUUAGAAGAAUCAGAGGCUCUGCAGAGAGCAAGGAAAAAAUAUAAAACAAUUGAAUCUGAGACAGUCAAAACCUCUGAAGUUCUUAAGAAAAAGUUGGAGGAGUUUUCAGAAACCGUUAAAGAGAGCCUAGAUGAAGUUGGUAAAUCUGAUAUUGGUAAGAAAAUUAGGGAAGGAGUAGAAGAAGCAACAAGAUCAGCAAAGCAAUCUGCAGAAUCAGUCAGCAAAAGUGGAGAAAGGAUUGGCAAAACCACUGCAUUCAAAGCAAUAUCUCAGAGUGUUGAAUCCGUAAAGAAGGAGCUAGAUGAGAGUGCUCUCGGCCGGAGUGGGACCUACCGGUCACCAUCAUUGCUGAGGAAACGAACUGACUUUUCACAUGAUAAAACACAAGAAAAAAUAUUUGAACCAAAUGAAGAAGCUAUGGGGAUGGUGCUGCAUAAGGAUUCAAAAUGGUACCAGCAGUGGAAGGAAUUCAAGGACAAUAACGUUGUCUUUAACAGGUUCUUUGAAAUGAAGAUGAAAUAUGAUGAAAGUGACAACGCAUUGAUUAGAGCAUCGAGAGCCAUAACAGACAAAGUCACUGAUUUGAUAGGGGGGCUGUUUUCUAAGACUGAAAUGUCAGAGGUGCUGACAGAAAUUCUGAAGGUUGACCCAAGCUUUGAUAAAGACACAUUUUUAAAGCAAUGCGAGAGGGACAUCAUUCCAAAUGUUCUGGAGAAAGACUUAGCACUUAAAGAACAAUAUCACUGGGGAGAAUUAUGCGAGGACAACUGUUAG